Molecule: messenger RNA, 1676 nt
Organism: Labeo rohita (rohu)
Lineage: Eukaryota; Metazoa; Chordata; Actinopteri; Cypriniformes; Cyprinidae
Gene: morn2
Product: MORN repeat containing 2
Exons: 5
Coding region: 92-496 (134 amino acids)
Source: RefSeq, a predicted model, not a curated record
GUCGUUGCUAUGGAGAUUCUAUCGAAACCUUCCUGAAUGACUUGUGAAGUAUUUUAGUAAAUGUUUUACUAAAACAAUUUAAAACAGCAUUAUGUCUGAGAUUACGACUCUUAAAAUCUCUUACAUUUUUCCAAAUGGAGACAAAUAUGAGGGUGAAUGCUCUCGUACUUCAGAUGGUGUGGUGAUAAGAAAAGGGUCUGGCACACAGACAUCAGCCUCUGGAGUUACAUACACUGGAGAAUGGGACAAUGAUAAGAUGAAUGGCAGAGGAACUCUUACACAUCCUUCAGGGGUGUUUUAUAGCGGCCUGUUUAGAGACAACAUGUAUCAUGGCAAAGGAACUUACCGAUUUCCUGAUGGGACAGAAUACACAGGAACCUUUAACAACAACAGAUUUGAAGGUGAAGGGGAGUUCACAGAUUCACAAGGACUCGUGUGGACUGGGAUGUUCCACAACAAAGCGGCACUGGGACUGAAGCUCAAAGUCAACAUGUGACAUGCACACAAACACACACUAUUUAAAUUAAUACACCAAAUAAAAUCUGUUCUUUUGUACACUGGACCAAACUGAACUUCAAAAGAUAUUCUGAAAGACUUUUAAGUAGUGAUAGUAUAAUAUGAGCAUCUUAUCAAGAUGAAGAAAGCAUUUGAGCCAGCUUCAAGAAUUACCACGCGUGAAAUGUUUGAAAGAGAUCUUAGAUACAAAGUGAUGCAUUACCACAGCUAGCAGCCCUGAGGCAUUGAUGAGAUCUGUUUUACCAAUGAAAUAACUUCAGUUCCAGCAGCAUCCACUGAACAUCAAGAACACAAUGUUCCCACACACUGCUCUUCAGAAAGAAUCACUACUUUGUUUUAGUGCAGGGGGUGAGAGGAAUGUGAUUCUCUGUAUAUGGUUCAGCCAUUGGUGGAGCGCAUCUCCAAAAUACACGAGCAUGCACAAACAGCAGAGCUCAUGACUGCGGUGAGAAGUCAGGAGUUGUGUAAGACCGUGAAGUUCAAUUUCCCAUCCUCUGGAGUGAGAACGUCUUUACUGAGGAUCAACAGCACAUCUGGACAUCUACCGGCCUUCAGUUCUCUUCUAAAACUGAAGCUCAAGUGUGGGAUUAAAUUUAAAACUGAAUAACUUCUUGAGGGUGUUUAAUUUGCUUCAUUGUUAUACCUCAAUUAAAUUUGGCGUGGCCCAAUGUUCAAUUUUGAGUUUACGACAAUAACUUUGUGGGUGUUUUUGUUCAUAUGUCUAGCGGAUCUUUUCCAGAGCUCAUACAGAGUUCAUUGUAAAAUGGAAAAUUGGUCUUAAAGGUUGAAGAGGAAAUUUAAUCGUCUGAUUCUGAGCCAUAAAAAUGCAAACAGACGUAUCUUUCUCUCUCUCUCCCUUCAUCCAUCCACUUACUGUAAAACAAGGCCUCUUUUUGUCCUCGACUUCAUCAGACUCACAUGUUUCAAAGAGGAGGGGAAGAGAUAGGUGGGACAGAUGAGAGAGAGAGAGAAAGACAAGUGAUAGAAAGCCAGAGUCACAGAAUCAGAGAGCUCGUCUGUCAUUUCUACCCAUAUCAAAACAUAUAAGUGUGACAUUUCAUUGGCUUGUACAAUUAUCAGUGUGAGCAAAGAAACUACUAGAAAGGAUCCAAACCACAGAGGAUUUGAAACAACCGUCCUGGAUUUGGACGUGGAAGACC